UUCAUUCCAUUCUCAAACCAUCCUGAAAAUGCAAAGUGCAAUCUCCCUCUCUCUUUCUCUCACUACAUGAAAGCCUCCUAGGCCUCUUCAUCACCCUACAAGCUAAACUCCAAUUUGCUUUGCCCUAACAAAACAAACAAACCCUUCUCUCAUUUCCAUUAUUGCAUUCAAUUGAAGUUAUAUAAAACUACUACUAUUUCAGCCUUUUUCAAGAAACAUGUUUACACAUGUGUAGAAAGAGAAAGGCAGGGAAGAAAGAGAAAAAGAAAAAAAAAACAGCACAUAGGAGAUAUUGGAAGUCAGCCCACAUCACUUUAGAAGGUACAAUCAUUGUUGUUAGGCCUCUAAUUUGUUUGUCCUUUUGGUCUCCAAACAAGUGACACACGCACAAAAAAGGAGUAGAGCAAGUGAGAGAGUGUGUUGAAUCAUGGAAGUUCCAAGUGAAGAAGGGGAAGAGAUGCCUCUCCCACUCAACAGCACAUAUGGUGGCCAGAUGAUCCAUCACCAUCACCACCUUCCUUCCCACAACCACAUUAUCAUCCCUUCCUCCGCAGCCGGAGCCGGUCCCCCCCUCUCCGACGACCUCCCCUUCAAGAAGCCCAUCAGAUAUCGCGAGUGUCUGAAGAACCACGCGGCCUCCAUGGGCGGCAACGCGACAGACGGAUGCGGUGAGUUCAUGCCGAGCGGCGACGACGGCUCACUGGAGGCCCUCACCUGCUCCGCCUGCGGCUGCCACCGCAACUUCCACCGCAAGGAAUCCGAAGGCGACUCGUGCGACUCGUGCUACCCGAGAAUCGGGCGGAAGCUCUUCGUUGCCGACCACCACAAGGGCUACAUCGGGUACCACCACCACCACCACGCAGCCGCCGCCGCUGCCAGGCCGCACCAGAUGAUAAUGUCGUACAACAUGGCAUCAGAGUCGGACGAGCAGGAGGGGAUGAUGAUGGGGAGAGCGCCGCAGAUGGUGAAGAAGAGGUUCAGGACGAAAUUCAGCCAGGAGCAGAAGGAGAAGAUGCUGAAUUUCGCAGAGAAAGUUGGGUGGAAGAUACAGAAGCAAGAGGAGGGAGUGGUGCAGCAGUUUUGCCAAGAGGUUGGUGUGAAGAGGAGGGUUUUGAAGGUGUGGAUGCAUAACAACAAGCACACUCUUGCAAAGAAGGCUCUGCAACAAUCUGACAAUCAAGAUCAUCAAAGUUUAGGGACUAAUUAAUUGCUUACUUAAUUGAUUCACACUCAGAGAGAUACUGUUUUUAAUUCCUUGCAGAAAGUUAUUACUCCACCUUUUGGCUUUUAUUUAUUUCAUCAGUUUUCUUGUUUUGGUAUUUGGGAAUAUAUUGGGAUCUGUUAGAUUUCUACUUUUAUGCGUUUUAGGACUAGCUUUUCACAAUAAUGGCCAUCUAAUGUAGUUCAAUUUUCUUAA
This is a messenger RNA of Salvia hispanica, 1417 nucleotides long. Its product is annotated as zinc-finger homeodomain protein 3-like. Gene Ontology annotation, molecular function: DNA-binding transcription factor activity; transcription cis-regulatory region binding. NCBI's taxonomy places the organism in Eukaryota, Viridiplantae, Streptophyta, Magnoliopsida, Lamiales, Lamiaceae. Gene Ontology annotation, cellular component: nucleus. Gene Ontology annotation, biological process: regulation of developmental process; regulation of DNA-templated transcription. The record is from RefSeq and is a predicted model, not a curated record.